Molecule: messenger RNA, 847 nt
Organism: Tribolium castaneum (red flour beetle)
Lineage: Eukaryota; Metazoa; Arthropoda; Insecta; Coleoptera; Tenebrionidae
Exons: 2
Coding region: 328-696 (122 amino acids)
Biological process (GO): positive regulation of apoptotic signaling pathway; immune response; positive regulation of peptidase activity
Cellular component (GO): lysosome
Molecular function (GO): cysteine-type endopeptidase activity; cysteine-type endopeptidase activator activity involved in apoptotic process
Source: RefSeq, a predicted model, not a curated record
GAAGCCCUUGAAGCCCUUGAAGCGAACCACUUUGCUGACCGUUCACUUGGUGAAAUAACCAAAUCAUCUCAAAUAAAUACGGUGAUACAAACCAGAACAGAGAGUAAAUUUGUACCAAAAACCAAAGUCCCCGAAAGUAUCGACUGGAGGGAUUAUGGUGUCAUUACACCAAUUGUGGACCAAAACUAUUGCUUGUCGUGUUGGGCUUUUGCUGUGGUGGCGGCAUUAGAAGGCCACGUUGGCAUACACCUUGGUCAAAAAAACCAAACUCUGAGUCAGGAAAACUUGAUUGAUUGCGUCUACUCCGAUUUCCAGUGCAAGCAAGAAAUGAAAAGGUCAGCUCUGGUUGAUUGUUACCAAUACAUGGUCAACAGCGGAGGGAUCGAUACUUUGGAAUCAUACCCUUACGACCAGAAACCACCCCUGUGUCGUUUCAAGCCGGAAAAUAUUGGUGCCAGUAUCCAAGGAUAUGGUACUGUUACUGAAGGUGAUGAGGAAGAGUUGAAGGCAGUUGUGGGGACACUUGGACCCGUUUCUGUGAUUGUAACAGCUGAUCUUAUCUUUAUCUUGUACCGUAAGGGAAUUUACUUUAAUGACAAUUGGUUGAACGCCUCAGAACCCUACAAUCAUGCACUUACUGUAAUUGGUUACGGUUCCGAAAACGGGCAAGAUUAUUGGAUUGUGCGAAACGAAUGAAGCCGAGUAUUUGGAGAAGAUGGUUACAUCAGAAUGGCCAGAAAUCGGGACAACAAUUGUGGAAUUGCAACUUACGCCAGUUAUCCCGUUGUAAAUAAAUAAUUAGGUUUUUGUAGUUGUAAUAAUAAUAAAAUCUUGAUGGGUCAUAAAA